Messenger RNA from Terrapene triunguis (Three-toed box turtle), 975 nucleotides. It is a transcript of the gene ADAP2, whose product is annotated as ArfGAP with dual PH domains 2. Gene Ontology annotation, biological process: positive regulation of GTPase activity. Bases 1 to 975 code for a protein of 324 amino acids. The transcript has 9 exons. The record is from RefSeq and is a predicted model, not a curated record. Gene Ontology annotation, cellular component: plasma membrane; intracellular membrane-bounded organelle. Gene Ontology annotation, molecular function: phosphatidylinositol bisphosphate binding; GTPase activator activity. Lineage: Eukaryota; Metazoa; Chordata; Testudines; Emydidae.
AUGGUGCAGGAGGCAAUAUCUGUUUACUGGACCAACUUCUAUCCUGAGUGGGCCUCUUACAAGCUUGGAAUAUUCAUUUGUUUGAAUUGCUCCGGGAUUCAUCGCAACCUUCCUGAAGUCAGCAGGGUCAAAUCCAUCCACCUUGACUUCUGGGAGAAUGAUCUAGUAGAGUUUAUGAAGACGCAUGGGAAUCUCUGGGCCAAGGCUAAAUAUGAGGCAAAAGUCCCACCUUUCUAUUACAUCCCCCAUUCCAAGGACUGCCUGGUUUUAAAAGAACAAUGGAUCAGAGCUAAAUACGAGCGGGAAGAGUUUGUUGCCACCAGUGUCUGCCAUGAAACAGGUUCCUCAGCGUCUGCAGGCAGCCGUGAAGGAUUUCUGUGGAAGCGCGGGCGGGACAGCAGGCAGUUCCUGAAGAGGCAGUUCCUCUUGUCGGCAAGGGAAGGUGUGCUGAAGUACUACACCAAAGAGUCUAAAGGGCCGAAAGCUGUGAUCAGCAUAAAGGAUCUGAACACAAUGUUCCAGACGGAGAAAAUCAGAAACCCUCAUGGGCUGCAGAUCACCUACAGCAAAGAAGGUCAGACAAGGAACCUCUUUGUCUAUCAUGAAAGUGGAAAGCUCAUACCCUGGAUUACAAGGAAUUAUUUCAAAGAAGGCUAUAUGGAGAAAACAGGGCCAAAGCACAAGGAGGCCUUUAAGAAGCGCUGGUUCAGCCUGGACUCCCUGGAGAGGAACCUGCUCUACUUUAAAGACCCGUUGGAUGCCUUUGAACUGGGCCGAGUUUUUAUUGGAAGCAAAGAGCAGGGAUAUGAGGUCCAGGCUGGCUUGCCCAGAGGAGUCAGGGGGAAGAGGUGGAAAGCUGGGCUCACCAUAGUCACGCCACACAGGAAGUUUGUGUUUGUGUGUGAAAAUGACAGGGAGCAGAAGGAGUGGAUAGCGGCUUUGAAUGAAGUCCUCUCCCAGCCUGUGACAGCCUAG